AUGACAUCAAACGUGAAACAUAUUAUAUUAGUGAUGUCUGGUAAAGGAGGAGUUGGUAAAUCAACCGUGAGCACUCAGUUGGCACUCGGAUUAGUAGCUAAAGGAUACCGGUGUGGAAUAUUAGAUGUAGAUUUAUGUGGCCCAUCAGUACCGUUUUUGUUAAAACUAGAAAACCAAGAGGUACAUCAAUGUGAAGCUGGUUGGGUACCAGUUUAUACAGACGAGUCAAAAUCUUUAGGUGUGCUUUCAAUUGGAUUCUUGACCAAAUCUAGAAAUGAUAGCGUAGUAUGGAGAGGACCAAAAAAGACUGCAUUCAUAAAACAAUUGCUUUCUGAUGUUUUCUGGGAAGACGUUGAUUAUUUAAUUAUUGAUACACCACCAGGAACAUCCGACGAACACAUAACAGUUAUGGAGAAUAUUAAAGAAGCUCCAUGUGACGGAGCAAUACUUGUAACAACUCCACAGCAAAUUGCUUUGGAUGAUGUCAGAAAAGAAUUGUCAUUUUGUCGUAAAACUGGUAUUCCAAUACUAGGAAUAGUUGAGAACAUGAGUGGAUACGUUUGCCCUAAUUGUUCUGAGUGUACAAAUUUGUUUUCAUCCAACGGUGGAAAAUCAUUAGCUGAACAUUUCCAAGUUCCCUUUUUAGGAACUGUACCAAUAGAUCCAAGAGUAUCUUCCGAAACAUCAAAAUAUGUCGGUUUAACUAAUCCUGAAUCACCAAUGGCAAUAUCUUUUAACUCAAUUGUUGACCGUGUAAUAAAUCCAAACUGA
Messenger RNA from Macrosiphum euphorbiae (potato aphid), 771 nucleotides. NCBI's taxonomy places the organism in Eukaryota, Metazoa, Arthropoda, Insecta, Hemiptera, Aphididae. The record is from the annotation of a GenBank genome assembly.